Messenger RNA from Suillus discolor, 1230 nucleotides. RefSeq lists its product as uncharacterized. The coding region runs from base 32 to 868 and encodes 278 amino acids. The record is from RefSeq and is a predicted model, not a curated record. The transcript has 2 exons. NCBI's taxonomy places the organism in Eukaryota, Fungi, Basidiomycota, Agaricomycetes, Boletales, Suillaceae.
GCCACGAGUUGCUCUUACUCCCACGGAACUCAUGGACUUCAUUGAAAAUGAAUACGUGGAUAUCCCUGACAUCGUGGAGGCAGACAUAGAAGGUCGAAGUAAGGGUGACGCACUAUCCAAAGGAGUCGCCAUUCUGCAGCUGGGGUGGUUCAUCCUGCAGCUUGUCGCCCGUUACAUCCAGCAACGUCCCGUAACCCUUCUCGAAAUCGACACCCUGGCUAUAGUUUGUCUGUCCUGCAUCGCCUAUGGCCUGUGGUGGAAUAAGCCUAAGGAUGUACGACGCCCUCAUCCUAUCCACUGGAACAAAAAUAAAGCAGAGGUGCUUCAGGAUCUGUCAUUCACCUAUGAAAAAGUAAAUCCAGAAUUCUCCUUGGAUCGCUGGCAUCAUUAUCUCCUCGUUUUCAUUUAUCCCUUGAGGAGUCUUAUGGGCACUGCCGUGACUGUCUCUCCCUGUGCUGUCCGAGCACAUCGGAUUCCGUCUUUAGGUGGCUAUGCUGAUGAACAUCGUCAUGACCGUGAUCAUGUCAUUACACUUUUCCUUGGAUGCUUCUGUGCCGUCAUAUAUGGAGGACUGCAUUGCCUGGGCUGGCAUUAUUUAUUUCAGUGGCACACAGAUCAGGUGCUAUGGCGUGUGGCUUCCAUUGUGAUGGCAUCCGCAUCGGUACCUCUUCUUCUGACAUUUGGCUGGGUCAUAUUGUCGGAUUCCCCCCAUGACAGUUGGGUUGUGAGAUUUGCUGUAGUUACCACCGCUUUCAUAUAUAUUGCUGCACGCGUUACACUAAUUGUACUUCUAGUGUCCAGCUUGCGAUCGCUACCCCCUGGCGUUUACGAUACAGUGGCGUGGACCACAUUCGUUCCACAUGUUUAGUUUCCUCUUACUUACAUCACGCUCAUGAUUAUCCUCUUGCUAGAAGCAUGCUUUGGAUCUCUCGUCUCUUUACUGUUUCCCCGUUGUUUGACUAAUAGAGCUUGGAAACCGGAUUGUUUAUUGAUAUCGUUCAAGUUCCUCAGCCUGACUAUUGGUCGAACAUUUUGAUAUUCGAUUGAUCCGCUUGCCAUCAAGGUACCCACGACAUGUUGACCAAUAGACGGGGCCGAGGGGCUCGCAGCUCAGAGACACAGCAAACAAGGGUCGUGAGGGUGUCAUUAGCAUAGUGUUCGAACUACAGAACAUCAAACUGGGUUAUCGUCUGCGCCGCUGUCUGUCUCCACCUCGACAUUUACUUGCAC